CGUUCGAUUCAGAGUUCGCUAAUGCAUCGAGACAUUUUUUAUGGUGUCAGUAUUUCAGAACAGUAGAUAGAAAAAUACAUUGUAUGCACAGUUUGUACUAUAUCUAAGGUCUGUCAAAUACCUAGCACAGAUUUUAUCUAUGCCAUGAAUGAACUCAAAUUAGAUGAAAUAUAAUUUUCAACUUCACCGUUUUGUUAAUAUUAACAUCGUUUCUCUCGAAAUCUCAUAAGAAAAUGGUUUAUCCUCGACUACAAGUCAGCUGAAUAUGUAUGCACAUGUCAGUUAUUUAUGCCACGUACCAUAAAGUGCUACGAAGUGAGCUAUGAGUUCCUAAGGUUCUCAAUCAAUCGGUUAAAUCAGUCAAGCUAUUCUUAAAGCUCAGAACCCCUGGUGUGUCGUAAACAACGAAGAUGGCUUAUGGUCGACAUUCUGUUUCUGUUGGUUUCAUUGAUGUGACGAAUAAAUACUUACCUGUUUGAACGAAAUGUUUGACUUUGUUCAAUGAAGAAGUAAACUGUAUUUAAAACUAUGGCUCAAGCGAAACUUAACUCGCAAGACAUAGCAGAUAACACGCUCAAGGAUAAAGAAAAAGAAAAUGACGAAAAGGAAGGUACAUGUUCAACAGUUAUACCAGAAUGUGCAGUCUGCCUUCAACCAUGCAUUUAUCCAGCAAGAUUACCUUGUAAUCAUGUGUAUUGUUAUCUAUGUGUCAAAGGUGUUGCAAAUCAAAGCAAAAGAUGCCCUAUGUGUCGUCAAGAAAUUCCUCCUGAUUUCCUUGACAGACCACAAUUAGUAGAAAUAGAGGAAGCGCAUAAGGAAUUAGAUCAUACCGAAGAAGAAUAUCAGUGGUUUUAUGAAGGCAGGAACGGUUGGUGGCAAUAUGAUCAACGUACAAGCCAUGAAUUAGAAACUGCGUAUAAACAAGGCAAACGGAAUUGUGAACUAUUAAUUGCAGGAUUUCUUUAUAUCGCUGAUUUUGGGUCCAUGCUUCAGUUGCGUAGGAAUGAUCCUUCUAGGCGAAGAAAAAUUAAACGUGAUUUGUAUAAUGUUCCGAAAAAGGGAGUUGCAGGUUUAAGAUUAAAUAAUCAGGAUGAAGAAAUUAUUAGAGAAAUAAGAGGUGCAGAGAGACCUGCAAGUCCUGCAAGUGAUAAUAUGGGUACUGGGGAUGGUACAAAUACUCCCAUACCACCUAGUAAUACACCGCAAACACCAGCAGGUGGUACUGCAAGUGGUGAUGCUACACCUUUAAACGAUAGAAUGGAGCAGAGGUCAGAAUCUUUACAUCGGGUAUUAGAACAAAUGCGUUCCUUAGUUCUAGGAGAACAUUUAUCUUCAAGUACAGAUAACGAAUUAGAAGAAGCUGAAGAAAGUGAAUCACUUUCUACUCAUCCUACAUUAUAAUAACUGUGAACAUCUAACAAUUCCUAUUCAUCAAAUGUAAAUUACUUUUACAUGAAUUAAUUUUAGCAAAAUGAAUGUGCAUCUCAUUAUAUGAAAAAUAUAAUAUAAAAAAUUCGUGUGUUUGUUUAAUAAUAUAGAAUGUUCAUAUGUGAUGUAUUAAUAUACAAAUCUGUGCAUUAAUUAUUCUGUGAUGCUUAUUAAAAACAAAACAAUGAAGUACAAUUAAAUGUUUACUAAAUAAUUGUUUUAAGCAUAUUGCUUGAUAUUUACGAAUAUGCAGUUAGUAUAUUUGUAAUUUUAUAUUUUCAGUGUCUUUAAAGAAUAUUCAUUAAAUGAUAAUAUCAUUCCAUUCUUCUACACCUUAGCAAU
Molecule: messenger RNA, 1770 nt
Organism: Nomia melanderi (Alkali bee)
Lineage: Eukaryota; Metazoa; Arthropoda; Insecta; Hymenoptera; Halictidae
Gene: Rnf146
Product: Ring finger protein 146
Biological process (GO): ubiquitin-dependent protein catabolic process; Wnt signaling pathway
Cellular component (GO): cytoplasm; nucleus
Molecular function (GO): poly-ADP-D-ribose binding; zinc ion binding; ubiquitin protein ligase activity
Source: RefSeq, a predicted model, not a curated record